AGACUUCACCACUUGCUUUUCCUACGCGCUCAAAUUUGCACCACAUACUAAUUUUCCAUGGAAAAUUAUCCUAACCAAGCCAUAUUAUUUUCUUAAUAUAAUUUUUGAAAAUAACAAACAUUUUUGAAAAUAAUAGUAAAACAUGACAAAUAAAAUUGACAGGUUAAAUUGAAGAGGAAUGCGACUCUGUAGCAGUCAGUAUAUAAAUGGUUCCUUGUAUAGUAUUAGCACUCAUCAUAUUCAUUAAUUGUAUACAUAAUAAAGCAAAAAAUGAUGGGAAUGUUUAUGCAUUUUCUUUUGGUAUUGCUUACUAUUUUGGUUUUGAUACAAGCUCAGCAGGAUGAUCAAUCAGGAUUUAUUAGCUUAGAUUGUGGUCAACGUGAAGAUGUGAGAUAUUCUGCGAGCAGGACAGGCAUAAAUUAUAGAUCAGAUGCCAAUUUCAUAGAUACUGGUGAAAGUAAGAGGGUACAAGUAAAAAUACCCAAAAGUGCUGUUAAACAGGAACUACAAUAUGUGAGAAGCUUUCCUAGUGGAGUGAGAAAUUGUUACAGAAUAAAUGUAACAAGUGGUACUAAAUAUUUUAUCAGAGCUACUUUCGCUUAUGGUAACUAUGAUAAUCGCAAUCAGGCACCACAAUUUGAUCUUUAUCUUGGAGUUAACCUGUGGAGAACAAUGUAUAAGCAGUUGUUAAAAAAAUCAUUCGCCACAUCCACUGGAAUGAUUUACACUCCAUCACUGGAUUACAUACAACUAUGUCUUGUUAACACAGGAAAUGGAAUUCCAUUCAUUUCAGUUAUAGAAUUGAGGCCUUUGAACAGUUCUAUUUAUCCCCAGUACUCACCUAAUUCCGCAUUACUAACAAAGUACCGAUACGAUUUAGGUUCCAUAAUCACCACAGACUCAGUUGUAUACAGGUACAAAGAUGAUGUUUAUGACCGCUUCUGGUCGCCUUAUGAAUUAUCCAGUGAUUUUUUGAGAAUAAGCACCAAUGUUAAAAACGUAGAUCAAUCACUUCUGCAUCCUUAUAAACCACCAGCUAUUGUGAUGAGCAGUGCUGUUACACCAGUAAAUGCCAGUGCUCCUUUAGAAUUAGAAUGGGAAGUAGAUAAUGUAAAUGACCAAUACUACUUCUACUUAUACUUCUAUGAAGUUGAAGAGUUGGCAGCCAAUGAAACUAGAAAAUUCAAUAUCACACAUAAUGACAAGUUAUGGUUUGGACCUCUGACGCCUCUGACGCAACCAGGAACCGUACAGCCUGACAGGCAUUUGACAGGAAAGAAAACGUAUCGAUUUUCCCUUUUUAAGACACAUGAUUCAACCCUUCCACCCAUCCUUAAUGCUGUUGAGGUUUAUCAAGUAAAAGACUUCUCACAAUCAGAAACUAAACAAGAUGAUAUUGAUAGUAUCACAAACAUCAAGAAGGCUUAUAGGGUGGAUAAAAAUUGGCAAGGAGAUCCAUGUGCCCCAGUGAAUUACAUGUGGGAAGGCCUAAACUGUAUUCCUGAUGGCAAUAACAUACCAAGAAUCACAUCCUUGAAUUUGUCCUCAAGUGAUUUAACAGGGAAAAUAGAUUCUUCCUUCUCAAAGCUCACUAUGUUAGAAUACUUGGAUUUAUCAAACAAUAGCUUAACCGGUCCCUUACCUGAUUUUCUGAUACAACUGCGUUCACUAAAAGUCUUAAAGGUGGGGAAGAACAAACUUACAGGAUUAGUUCCAGAUGAACUCCUUGAGAGAUCAAAAAAAGGUUCAUUAUCAUUGAGCACGGACGAUAAUCCUGGUCUUUGUAUGACGGAAUCAUGUGGAAAGAAAAGUUCACAAUCACAUGUACCACUGAUUGCUUCGAUUUCAGCAAUAAUUGUUGUAAUCCUCUUGAUUUCUCUUGGAUUUUGGAUAUUCAGAAGACAAAAAGUUAUGUCUACAAAUUCUAAGAAAAGGGGCUCGUUGGAAUCGAAACAUCAAGCAUUCAGUUAUACUGAAAUUCUAAAUAUUACUGAUAACUUCAAAACUAUUAUUGGACAAGGAGGAUUUGGAAAAGUUUAUCUUGGUGUUCUACAAAAUCACGCACAAGUUGCGGUUAAGAUACUUUCACUAUCCUCAAUGCAAGGUUAUAAGGAAUUUCAAUCAGAGGCACAACUUCUAAUGAUUGUUCAUCAUAGAAAUUUAGUCUCUCUCAUUGGAUAUUGUGAUGAAGUUGAAAUCAAAGCAUUGGUUUAUGAAUACAUGGCCAAUGGAAAUCUCCACCAACAAUUAUCAGUGAAAAAUACAAAUAUUUUAAAAUGGAAUGAGAGACUUAACAUUGCAGUGGAUGCAGCACAAGGAUUAGAUUAUCUUCAUAAUGGAUGUAAACCACCUAUUAUGCACAGAGAUUUAAAACCUUCCAACAUAUUGCUCGAUGAAAACAUGCAUGCCAAGAUUGCUGAUUUUGGUCUAAGUAGAGCUUUUGGUAAUGACAUUGAUUCUCAUAUAUCCACAAACCCUGCCGGUACACGUGGUUACGUUGAUCCUGAAUUUCAGAGAACAGGAAAGGCAAAUAAAAAAAAUGAUGUGUACAGCUUUGGAAUAGUUCUAUUUGUAUUGAUCACUGGUCGUCCAGCAAUAGUAAGAGAAGGUGGAGAAACCAUUCACAUACUUGAAUGGGCUAUUCCUAUAAUCGAAGAAGGAGAUAUUCAAAAUGUUAUCGAUCCAAGGUUGGAGGGUGAAUUUAGCAUCAAUUCAGCAUGGAAAUUUGUGGAGAUUGCCAUGUCAUGCACAUUAGCAAAUGCAGUUGUUGAAAGGCCAGACAUGAGCUUUAUAUUAGCAGAGUUAAAGGAAUGUCAAUCUUUGGACAUGGUUCGAAGAAACUUUGAAAACACAGGAGCUAUAGAUGAAUUGGUUUCGUUGGCUACUGUAUCAGAUACCACCAUUUCAGCUAGAUAACCACUUUUUAUAAUGAUAGUUAUGUCCUAUAUUCAUUGUCGCUCGAUAUUUCGUCCAAGUACGUAUCAACAUUAGUAUGUUAAGUACUAUAGUGUUAGUGAUGCUUAAUUAGAAACACUAAUUUUCUCCAAUAUCAUCAGGAAGAAUAAUGUGCAUAUAUGGAAAGAUAAAUAAAUUGUUGCAUGUUUACAUUAAGAAUCGAAAUUUGAUCGAGGCACAUA
Molecule: messenger RNA, 3137 nt
Organism: Trifolium pratense (red clover)
Lineage: Eukaryota; Viridiplantae; Streptophyta; Magnoliopsida; Fabales; Fabaceae
Product: probable LRR receptor-like serine/threonine-protein kinase At1g05700
Exons: 13
Coding region: 271-2916 (881 amino acids)
Biological process (GO): protein phosphorylation
Molecular function (GO): protein binding; ATP binding; protein kinase activity
Source: RefSeq, a predicted model, not a curated record